CCCGCACACCGCCCAGCCCAAGCCUCCUUCGCUCGGACCCCCGCCCCGCCAUCUCCCUCGGCCAUGCUUGCUGCUGGCGCGGCCGGCAGCCUGGCGCUGGGCUGGCGCGGAGGCCUGUCCGCAGCCAUGAGCGCCAGCUGCCCUGACCCCGGGGCCCCGGCACGGAGCCCCCCGCCAAGAUCCCUGUCCCGGAGCUCCUCCAGCCUGCUGGGUGACGGCCGGGGCCAGAGGCCGGAGCUCCGGAAGAGUGCCAGCAGCACCGUGUGGCAGGCCCAGCGGGGCACCAGCGCGGGUCCCGGGACGCAGGAGGAGGGGCCCCCCGCGGAGAGCGCGGAGCAGGCGCAGGGCCCCGGCCCCGGCCCACAGCCCGCGGUCAUGGGCCACUGGCGGAGCAGCACGGUGGGCAACGUGUCGGCUGUGGAUGGCGGUGACCUGUGUCGCCUGCGGGUCCCCAGCGCGGCUGCUGUGCAGAGGAGCCACUCGGACCUGGCCCGCCCUCAGCCCCGGGGCCACAGCGGGGCUCGGAGGGCCAGCCUCAGCUGCUCCGCCCUCGGCAGCUCGCCGGCCCACAGGGCGCGGGGGCAGCCCGGCGGCGCCUCUGGCCAGGGAGGCCAGGCCCCCGCCAGCCCGGAAGGGGACCUGGCUCCGGAGGACGGGGCGCUGAGCUCGGCCUGGACCCUGGGAGAGAGUCAGGUGUGGGCGUCGCCAGGAGACCCGGGAGGCACACCCAGCCACGGCAGCAGCCCCAAGGCCAAGCCCAAAGCCACCGGGCAGUCAGCCGCCACCUGCCGUGCUCUGCCCCCAGCAGCUCUGCCCUGUGACAUGAGGGAGGAGGGCGCCCGAGGCUCCUGCCACGCUCUGCCCGCCCCGGGGGUCCUGGCCUUUCCCAAACUGGUAGCAUCAGUGAGUGAGUCUGGGCUGCAGGCUCAGCGUGGGCUGAAGGCCCCGUGUGGGUUACCCGGGGGGCAUCCUGGGCCUUCCCACUGCUGUGCCCAUCCCUGGGGCCCCACCGGCUCAGCUGUGGAGCCUGGCGUGAGGACCAAGGACGUGUGGACCAUGACCUCAGCCAGUGACCUGGCCCCAGUGCUGGUGUCCCCUCCGUCAGCCCAGGAUGCGGGCGUGCAGGCGGCCCCCGUGGCGGUGUGCAAGGCCGUGGCCACCAGCCCGCCCCUGGGAGUCCCGCUGGCCCUGCCCCCAUUCCCGGAGGUAGCUCUGGGCUCUGGGCUGGAGGAGGCGCCGUCCCCUGUGCGGGAUGUGCGGUGGGAUGCUGAAGGCAUGACGUGGGAGGUGUACGGGGCUGCACUGGACCCUGAGGUGCUUGGCGUGGCCAUUCAGAAGCACCUGGAGAUGCAGUUUGAGCAGCUGCAGCUGGCACCUGCCAGCGAGGACAGCCUGUCCGCCGAGAGCCGGAGGGGGCCGCUGCGGGCUGUCAUGCAGUCGCUGAGGCGCCCCAGCUGCUGCGGCUGCCCCAGCGCAGCCCCAGAGUGAGGAGCCGUGGCCCCAAGGGCUGCCCCGCCCCUGGACUCAGCGCCCGCCCCCCAGCCCCCAGGGACAGUGGGGGCCCCAGGCCCUCUGGACCCACUGGCAGCUCUGGACACAUCGUGCUGUCAGCUGCCAGCAGACUUGGGACUUCAGCCUGGGGACUUGCUGCUUGCAGCUGGGCUGGUUUUAAGGGCUUAAUUCCCACGGCCACAUCUGCACGCGGGGCCUGAACUUGGCGCAGUUCCAGUGCCGUGUACGAGGGAGGUCCUGACUUUCCUGUAAAAAUCCUCUCCUCCUGUCCAGUCUCUUCCGGACUCUGCUGUGGUUUCCUCCAGCGUCGCUGAGGCUUUCCCCAGAGCAGAGCUGAGACGAGGAAUCCUUGACAUGAAACGGGCCCAGGAGGCUGGUCACUGGGUCUUUAGUGACGGGACCUGAUGCUGCCAAAGGCCUCCUGUGUGCCACACCACUCGGCACUGGCCUUGCCGAGUCUUCACGCACGGACCAAAGCGCAGGCCUAUGGCCGGGCCGUGGCUGAUGUCCCGGGUCAGACGUCAGAAUGGAGGCUGAGGUUCAAAGCAGGGCUGGCUGCGCCUGGGUCUUCUGCAGCUCCCCGGCCAGCCAGCCAGCGAGGCGGCUGCGAGCGAGGCCUGCUCUGUGCCAGGUCUGGGUUCCUUGGGGAACGAGACGGGCUGCGCGUGCUCGCUGUGCUCCCGCGUGGAAGGGGCCACCGGUACCAGGGAGCUGAGCUGUAAGAAAGGCCGCAGGUGUGUCUACGCGUGGCUCGUCUGUCACUGUGUCUGGGGCGGCCUCAGGAAUGGGAAACCGGUGACCCAAAUAUGUCUCAGUCCCCAACUUGCACAUUAUUACCUCAUUCCUUCGGCUUAAGGAUUUAUUUUCAGCUGGUGCAGUUAUCCAACGAAGGGAGGGCAGGGAUGGUGGGUAGAGGAGGGGUCUCCCACUGGUGGGAAAUGGCAGGGGCUGUGAGGCUGUGGGCCUAUUUGCCCCUGAGACAUGGGCCAGGGCCCCUGGGGCCAGGGGAUCGUGGGAGGGGGGGUGGUUCCAGGACACCAGGGCUUGACACAGCAUGACGACUGCCCAAGGAUCUCCCCAGGCCCACGGAGGAUGGAACGGGCUGUGUGCUCGUCCUGGGGCUUAGAGUUGAAAAUCCAAGCUCCCGGGACAGAACCUGCCAGCCCACCUCUGAGGAGCCAGGUGGCGCCCCGGAACACGGCCCUGGAGAGCUCGCUGCCUGAGCUGCAGGAUGGGCCUGGGCCUCACCAGCCAGGCUGCUCAGCCCGGCCACUGGAUGGACCGCAGCUGGAUCUGGAUUUGCCCUGGAGACAGACCACCCGCCUCCCGCCUGCCCCUCCUGGGCAGCCUGGCCGCAGUGCUCAGGCUUCAGGACUGGCCGCCAGCUUGGUUUGCAGGUCUCCGCUCAGACCCCACGUUCUGAUCAGACUUUCUGCUCUGGGAGGUGGUGGAUCUCAUUAUUUGUGCGUUUAUUUUGAAUUUGAAAUAAAGUAUUGGAGGU
This is a messenger RNA of Pipistrellus kuhlii (Kuhl's pipistrelle), 3013 nucleotides long. RefSeq names its product G protein regulated inducer of neurite outgrowth 2 (gene GPRIN2). The coding region runs from base 64 to 1488 and encodes 474 amino acids. Gene Ontology annotation, cellular component: plasma membrane. The transcript is spliced from 3 exons. Gene Ontology annotation, biological process: neuron projection development. NCBI's taxonomy places the organism in Eukaryota, Metazoa, Chordata, Mammalia, Chiroptera, Vespertilionidae. The record is from RefSeq and is a predicted model, not a curated record.